GGCACUUACUCUCCAGGAUUUUCCCUGCAAAGACUUUCAAGACUUCUGAACCUACUUUACGGACAAGUGAGAGAACAAACGAGACAUGGUGUCGGCUGGAAUGCAGAUCCUGGGCAUCGCCCUGUCCAUCAUCGGCUGGAUCGGGGUUAUCGUGGCCUGCGCCAUCCCCCAGUGGAGGGUGACGGCCUUCAUCGGCCAGAACAUCGUCACGGCCCAGACCACGUGGGAGGGCAUCUGGAUGACCUGCGUGGUGCAGAGCACGGGCCAGAUGCAGUGCAAGGUGUACGACUCCAUGCUGGCGCUGUCGCAGGACCUGCAGGCGGCCCGCGCCCUGACCAUCGUCGCCAUCCUGGUGGGGCUCAUGGCCAUGCUGCUGGCCGUCGCCGGGGGCAAGUGCACCAACUGCGUGGAGGACGAGGCGUCCAAGGCCAAGGUGUGCAUCGCGGGCGGGGUGAUGUUCAUCAUCGCCGGCGUGCUGUGCCUGGUGCCCGUGUGCUGGACGGCCCACUCCGUGGUCAGGGACUUCUACAACCCCAUGCUGGUCAGCUCCCAGAAGGACGAGCUGGGAGCGGCGCUCUUCAUCGGCUGGGGGGCGUCCGCCCUGCUCAUCCUGGGCGGCGGCCUGCUCUGCGCCAACUGCCCCCCCAAGGAUAACUUUUCCGCCAAAUACUCGGCCCCGCGUUCAUCUGCACCCAAGGACUACGUCUGAGGAGGACGGGAGCGUUAGAGACUGAGAAAAGACUUUUGUGCUCCAGGAAAACUGCGACGUUGGGAUGACAGACAACGUUCUCGUGAUGAGUUACCGCCACGAGGAGAAACGUUGGCCACACCCGGAAAAAACCGUCUGAUCUGCUGAUGUUUCAUGUUACGAUGAUGAAUAGUGUUUCUUAUUGAUUUCUGUUACUGACGUUCAUUUCAUUCACGUUUUACGUAUCAUUUAUAUUUUGUGUUCAGUAUGAAACUGUAAAUAAAGAUUUGUUUUCUAUUCAUA
Molecule: messenger RNA, 991 nt
Organism: Cololabis saira (Pacific saury)
Lineage: Eukaryota; Metazoa; Chordata; Actinopteri; Beloniformes; Belonidae
Product: claudin-4-like
Exons: 1
Coding region: 86-709 (207 amino acids)
Biological process (GO): bicellular tight junction assembly; cell adhesion
Cellular component (GO): plasma membrane; bicellular tight junction
Molecular function (GO): structural molecule activity
Source: RefSeq, a predicted model, not a curated record